Messenger RNA from Zingiber officinale, 715 nucleotides. Its product is annotated as protein OPI10 homolog. The transcript has 3 exons. Gene Ontology annotation, cellular component: cytosol; nucleus. NCBI's taxonomy places the organism in Eukaryota, Viridiplantae, Streptophyta, Magnoliopsida, Zingiberales, Zingiberaceae. Gene Ontology annotation, biological process: protein import into nucleus. The coding region runs from base 1 to 624 and encodes 207 amino acids. The record is from RefSeq and is a predicted model, not a curated record. Gene Ontology annotation, molecular function: nuclear import signal receptor activity.
AUGAAGACGACUAGGAGGAAAGUCAUCAAAGAAAAUGGAGAAGAACCUCGACUACAACGGAGCUUCCCCAUGGACGGAUCGACGUUCGCGCAGAUCGACCCGCUCCACUGGAUCCUUGACAUGAAUUCCCUUGUCAGCGAUGCCUACCGCGACGUUAGAAAACUCUGUGUGUUUCUCCUCCCGGUUGCGGCUUCCUCCUUCCCACUCGGCAAGGCCCUCACCAUCUACUUCCAACCCCUUGGUCAUCCCUUCCUCUUUUGCGGCGCCGUCCACCCUGCACGCCCAUCCGCUCUCCUCUCCCUCCCUUGGCCUGACCCUUCCGAAGAACCCCCCAUUCCUGACCCUAACCCUAAUCCCCUCCAACUCGCGCUCACCUCCGCCAAGAUCGGCAUCUCGGUCAAGGACCUCGCCUCCUUGCCACCUGUCGCUUACGCCGUUGCGGAGAAGAAGGUCAAGCGACUCGCUCUUAGGGUUGGCGAGAACCUCUUCAAUUCCAUGCAGUCCUUCUGCGGGAUUGACGGAAGCCGGCUCGUCAUGCCCAUGGAUAUCCUUGACCGGUGGUUCAAGAAGUUCCAGGAGCGAGCCCGGAAGGAUCCCAGUUACCUCAAAGAUUUCGCCUUGUGACAGACAGCACACAGUUUUAUGGAAGGUGGCUGGAAAACUAAUCAUGCCAAAACCAAAGGGCUCAACAUCUGAGAUUAAAAAAGCUUCGUCG